This is a messenger RNA of Colossoma macropomum (tambaqui), 5662 nucleotides long. RefSeq names its product ATPase secretory pathway Ca2+ transporting 1 (gene atp2c1). Bases 445 to 3186 code for a protein of 913 amino acids. Gene Ontology annotation, biological process: manganese ion transport; intracellular calcium ion homeostasis; calcium ion transmembrane transport. NCBI's taxonomy places the organism in Eukaryota, Metazoa, Chordata, Actinopteri, Characiformes, Serrasalmidae. The record is from RefSeq and is a predicted model, not a curated record. The transcript is spliced from 27 exons. Gene Ontology annotation, molecular function: P-type calcium transporter activity; ATP binding; ATP hydrolysis activity. Gene Ontology annotation, cellular component: endoplasmic reticulum; plasma membrane; Golgi membrane.
UAGAAAACAGGAGUCUCUGAGCAACAAUACUCCUUUUGUUUUCCUCUCCACGGCCAUCAUAUGACCCGACGUUCUUGGGCAAAGGGCCGGAUUGAUGUGUUUCUUUGGAAAGCUUUUGUGAAAUUGAUCUGUUUUGAUUGCGUUCACUCUCUCGGCUUUCGCCGCUCGCGCAGGCCUCCCGCGGUUCUCCGUUGUUCACUGCUGUUCCGAAGCCUGAGAUGAAAGUGUUAUAAUUCCAGGCAGACUCGAACUGAGGGACCACAUUAGGCACAUAUUCGCGGUUUGGCGCUGUUCAUGUUCUGCAGAAAGUGAAUGGCCUCAUUCUGAGCCGGCCUCUUGGGAAUUUCUCAUAGGAGAACUACAUCUUUUUUCCUUUUUUUCCCUCUUCCACGUUGUUCCUAGUGUUUUGGAGGCUCAGUGGAAGUCUCACCAAAAGCUGUAAUCAUGCUUGCUGAGUGUCAACCCCAGAGUGAAGAUGAGACCAUGGUUCCUGUACUAACGUCAAAAAAAGCCAGUGAACUACCUGUGAACGAAGUCGCGUGUGCACUGCAGGCCGACCUGCAGUUUGGCCUUUCUCACGACGAGGUGAGCCGUCGCCGUGCCUACCAUGGCUGGAACGAGUUUGACAUCAGCGAGGACGAGCCGCUCUGGAAGAAGUACAUCUCUCAGUUUAAAGAUCCUCUCAUCAUGCUGCUGCUGGCGUCUGCUGUCAUUAGCGUGCUGAUGCAUCAGUUUGAUGAUGCCGUCAGUAUCACUGUGGCCAUUAUUAUUGUCGUCACCGUGGCCUUCGUGCAGGAAUAUCGCUCAGAGAAGUCUCUGGAGGAGCUGGGGAAGCUGGUGCCUCCAGAAUGCCACUGCAUACGGGAGGGUCAGCUGGAGCACAUGCUGGCGCGCGAGCUCGUUCCUGGAGAUACAGUCUGUCUGUCUGUAGGAGAGAGAGUCCCUGCUGACCUGCGCCUGUUUGAGGCGGUAGAUCUGAGCCUUGAUGAGUCCAGUCUUACAGGAGAAACCACACCAUGCUCCAAAACAUCUGCCCCUCAGCCACCUGGCAGCAACGGUGACCUCACCUCCCGUAGCAACAUCGCCUUCAUGGGUACUCUGGUGCGCUGUGGGAAAGCCAAGGGUAUCGUCAUUGGAACUGGAGAGAACUCUGAAUUUGGCGAGGUCUUCAAGAUGAUGCAAGCCGAGGAGGCUCCUAAAACCCCCUUACAGAAAAGCAUGGACCUGCUGGGGAAGCAACUCUCCCUCUACUCCUUUGGCAUCAUAGGGGUGAUCAUGAUGGUGGGCUGGCUCCAGGGUAAACACAUCCUGGACAUGUUCACAAUAGGAGUCAGCCUUGCUGUAGCUGCUAUCCCGGAGGGUUUGCCCAUCGUGGUGACGGUGACGCUGGCCCUGGGUGUGAUGAGGAUGGUGAAGAAGAGAGCCAUCGUGAAGAAGCUUCCCAUCGUGGAGACUCUGGGCUGCUGCAAUGUGAUCUGCUCUGAUAAGACGGGAACCCUGACAAAGAACGAAAUGACUGUCACUCAUAUCUUUACCUCGGAUGGACAGCACGCAGAGGUGACCGGUGUGGGCUAUAACAGCGCCGGAGAGGUUUUGCUGGACGGUGAGGUGGUGCACGGCUUUUCCAACACGUGCAUUAGCAAGAUCGUGGAGGCUGGCUGUGUGUGUAACGAUGCUGUGAUCAGGAACUGUACGCUGAUGGGACGACCAACAGAGGGCGCUCUCAUCGCCCUGGCCAUGAAGAUGGGUCUGGAGAGCUUGCAGCAGGAGUUUGUGAGGUUGGAAGAGAUUCCUUUCUCCUCUGAGCAGAAGUGGAUGGCUGUUCGCUGCGUCCACCGCACUCAGCAGGACAAGCCUGCGGUGUUCUUUGUGAAAGGAGCUUUCGAGCAGGUCAUCCGCUUCUGCACUACCUACCACAGUAAAGGAGUCGCACUUCCACUGACCAACCAGCAGAGGGAGCUGUACCAGCAGCAGAAAAGCUACAUGGGCACAGCCGGACUCAGAGUCCUAGCGUUCGCCUCUGGGGGAGAGAUGGGCGCUCUCACAUUCCUGGGCCUGGUGGGCAUCAUUGACCCUCCGAGAGCGGGGGUGAAGGACGCCGUGGCGACACUUAUCAGCUCUGGGGUGGCGGUCAAGAUGAUCACCGGCGAUUCCCAGGAGACAGCCGUGGCCAUCGCGAGUCGUCUGGGUCUGUACACUAAAGGAUCUCAGUGUUUGUCUGGCGAGGAGGUGGAUCUGAUGGACAUCCAGCAGCUCUCACAGAUCGUAUCGAGGAUUGUGGUGUUCUAUCGAGCCAGCCCCCGACACAAACUGAAAAUAGUCAAGUCCCUGCAGAAUAUCGGGGCUGUGGUUGCCAUGACGGGUGAUGGAGUGAACGAUGCUGUAGCGCUGAAGGCGGCGGAUAUCGGCGUGGCGAUGGGGCAGACGGGCACGGACGUGUGCAAGGAAGCCGCUGAUAUGAUCCUGGUGGACGACGACUUUCAGACCAUCAUGUCGGCCAUAGAGGAGGGCAAAGGCAUUUACAACAACAUUAAGAACUUUGUCCGUUUUCAGCUCAGCACGAGCAUAGCUGCCCUCACGCUCAUCUCUCUGGCGACACUCAUGAACUUCCCGAACCCACUGAACGCUAUGCAGAUCCUCUGGAUCAACAUCAUCAUGGACGGACCACCUGCUCAGAGUUUGGGCGUGGAGCCUGUAGAUGGCGACGUGAUCCGGAAGCCCCCGCGGAACGUGCGGGACAGCAUCCUCACCCGCAACCUGAUCGUGAAGGUGCUGGUCUCGGCCUUCAUCAUCGUCUGCGGCACGCUCUUCGUCUUUUGGAGAGAGCUGCGGGACAAUGAGAUCACGCCACGCGACACCACCAUGACCUUCACCUGCUUCGUCUUCUUCGACAUGUUCAACGCCCUCAGCUCGCGCUCGCAGACGCGGAUGGUCCAUGAGAUGGGGCUGUGCAGUAACCGGACGUUCUGCUAUGCCGUGCUGGGCUCCAUUAUGGGUCAGCUGCUGGUCAUCUACUUCCCUCCCCUGCAGAGAGUCUUUCAGACGGAGAGCCUCAGCAUUUUAGACCUGCUGUUCCUGGUGGGACUGACCUCUUCGGUGUGCGUGGUCUCCGAGGUCAUAAAGAAGCUGGAGCGCUGGAGGGAGGGAGAGAAAGCCGAGGCUGCUGACACUUUCCACGACGUAUGACGCACGUUGCGUCCCGUGACGAGGGCGGCGGUGCAGGUUUGGGGGACUGUGUGAAGGGGCGGGGUUUUGGACAUGCACUGGCUGGGUCCACGUCUAAAGACUUCAGUACGGAGCAGAAGGAGAGGUCAGCGGUCGCCCCGACGGGCCUUUUUUGAGUCCACGUUCUGAGUUUCGGACUGUUCAGAGCGGACCUCAGUGCCGUGGGAGAACCUGCUGCCCCCUUCUGGCCUCCAGGUGAAACUGCACUGGCCUCGAAAACCAUCCUGUUUCCUGAAGAUGCUUUGGUGUGCUGCUUUAAGACUGUACUACUUUUCCAUAGCAUCUGGAUGAACCUUUAUUUAUCAGAUACUGUGGCUGUUGAUACAGUGGCUGUUGAUGUCUCUGUUUCAUGAUAUAUAUUUUUUAUUAUUAUUUGUUUUUUUUUUCUCUCUCUCUCUAUCUCUAUUUCUAUCUCUCUCUCCCUGAAGUGAGCACACUUUGCUGGUUGUAGUUUUGUGGAACAACAUGGGUACAAAUGCCUUUUUUGCAUUCCAGCAAAUCAUGCUUGAGUUAAUCUAUAAGUGUCAACACUUGGAGGAAAAAAAAAUAAUAACUCACCCUGCCAAACAAGAGCCAGAGUGUUUUUUUUAUAUUAUAAUUAUUAUUAUUAAUGUCUAAUACAGCUGACCACUUUUCUGCAGUGGGAAACGAUUAACACGCAACGGGCGUUUAGACAAUUUUAUAAGCAUCGUUAUGCACUGUUGUUCGAUUCACUGAAGAAAUGAACGCACCAAGGUUAAAAUUAUCAUUGAAGAUGAUGAACAAUCAUCUAAUCGCUAAUUCUAAAGGGUAAAGAUGCGUUUUAAAGUGGAAUUUCCACCACAUUUUCAAAAUUUCUGCAGAAUGUUUUGUCAUUCAGAGUGGUUUGUUGUGAAAUGCUCCAUUCUAGAGUCAGAAUUGUUCACGGUGGUGGUGAUAGGAAUCAGACGUCCACCUCUAAAAGCUCCCUCACAGAAAGGUAUUACAUAUAAAUGGUUGUGAAUUCACUGCCUGAUGCCUGACAUUAGAGAACGCUGAUGUCUCAGACAUUGUUUUACACUAGUUUUGAGAAUUUCGCCGUAAAGUAUAUUUAUAAAGUAUAAUUUUUGAAGCCCAUUCAUGCCAGAAAGAUACAUGCAGUGCUUUAUGAGGCAAAAUAGUCCCUAUUAGAAAACUAAUUUAUCAGCGCUUUCUCAUCGUCAGUGUUACAUAUGAAAGGCGUGUAGGUUCACUUGCCAUUUUGGGUAGUAAAUAGUGUCUAUAUUUGUGUUGUAGUCAUGGCGACCCCUGGUUCCUGUCACCACCACUGUAAAGACAUCUGAACCAUUUCACACCAAACCACUGAAUCACUCUGUUUACAUCUCACACAUUAGAGAAUGCUGAAAUUCUGUGAAAAUAGGUGGAGUUCCCCUUUAAAGUGUUACUUAUUAAGAAAUUUACCAUCAGGAUAAUAAUUAAGGGUACUACAUUGUUUGUUUUCAUCUGAAGGAUAUUUGGGCACUGUGGAAAACGCGUUCUUUUUUGCUUCUUUAUGCCGAAGCUGCGACUCUUUUUUGAGAAGUAUUUCUACUUUUGGGCCGUUGGAGUUGCCGUAGACAUGCAGUGUGUUCCUCGUAGUGGACGGGUAGCUUAUGCAGUACUGUUGGUUUACAUGUAGCUUCGCUGUAGAGAUCCUGAUUGGAGUUUUAGGGGGAGGUUAAAGUGGUGAUUCGUCACGAGUGUUGUAAAAGCAGCAUAACUGGGGCUGCACGAUAUGGACAGAAUCCCAUACAGCUGUUAUAUUGCAGUGUAUAGCUGUGGGAAUCGCAACGUAAUGUAAAAUGUAUUAAAAGCACGUUAGUGAAUCAAUAAUAUGAAUCAGUUUGCAUAUAUUGACCAAAAGAAGCUUUGGGUUGUACAAAUGCCUUAAUACAUCCAAAACAUCCACACACACUCGUCUGGUACGUGUUAGAAUCGAUCAGGAGCCAUAAAACCUUCACUGGUGUGUUCGAGGGCUUGUUUAUGUGCUGCAAGCCCUGCCGUGAUCGAUAUUUCAAAGGCCCAGUAUCGCGAUAAUGAGCAACAAAUGAUGUAUCGUGCAGCCCUGCAACACUUCUCUGCCUUUCUUCAUAUUGAGGAACGGCUCAAUACACUGAAAUUUCGCAGUACGUGUUUCUUUCCUCUUUAUAGCAGUAAGCGGUUCUCUGAGGCCACAUUUACUCUCGCGCACCAAUCACUGGGGAAAAUAAACAUGCUUUUAUUUUGGUAAGAUUUUCAUUUUCCAAAUGCAGGCCAGUCACAGUGUCCCUGUUAUGGAAAUAUCGAAUGAGGGGUGAUGGAAGGGUUUGGGUUUUUGAUUUCAUUUUUUUUUUUUAAUGCUUUUUAAUUUAUUUUGUGUUAUGCACAACAGAAGUCGGAAAUCUCGUUGCUAUUUCAGAAUACAGUUGUACAUUAAAAUUUCUACAGAUCUUUAAGAACA